GCCGCGCCGCCGCCGCCGCGCCAUGUCGGGCUCCCCGGUGAAGCGCGCGAGGAUGGACAGCGUCCUGGAGCAGCUGCGGCAGCUCACCACCGUGGUGGCCGACACCGGCGACUUCCACGCCAUCGAGGAAUACAAGCCCCAGGACGCCACCACCAAUCCAUCCCUGAUCCUGGCCGCCGCCCAGAUGCCCGCCUACCAGGACCUGGUGGAGGAGGCCAUGGCCUAUGGCAGGAAACUGGGCGGGUCCCAAGAGGAGCAGAUUAAAAACGCGAUGGAUAAGCUCUUCGUGGUGUUUGGAGCAGAGAUACUGAAGAAGAUUCCGGGCCGCGUGUCCACGGAAGUAGACGCAAGGCUCUCCUUCGACAAGGCGGCCAUGGUGGCCCGGGCCCGGCGCCUCAUCGAGCUGUACCAGGAGGUGGGGGUCAGCAAGGACCGGAUCCUCAUCAAGCUCUCGUCCACCUGGGAGGGCAUCCAGGCUGGGAAGGAGCUGGAGGAGCAGCACGGCAUCCACUGCAACAUGACGCUGCUCUUCUCCUUCGCCCAGGCCGUGGCCUGUGCCGAGGCGGGGGUGACGCUCAUCUCCCCAUUCGUGGGGCGCAUCCUCGACUGGCAUGUGGCCAACACGGGCAAGAAAUCGUAUGAGCCCCUGGAGGAUCCCGGCGUGCGGAGCGUCACCAAGAUCUACAACUACUACAAGAAGUUCGGCUACAAGACCAUCGUCAUGGGCGCCUCCUUUCGGAACACGGGCGAGAUCAAGGCGCUCGCGGGCUGCGACUUCCUCACCAUCUCGCCCAAGCUGCUGGGCGAGCUGCUCAAGGACACGUCCAAGCUGACGCCCGCGCUCUCGGCCAAGGCGGCCCAGGCCAGUGACCUGGAGCAGCUGCACCUGGACGAGGCGGCCUUCCGCUGGCUGCACAACGAGGACCAGAUGGCCGUGGAGAAGCUCUCGGACGGGAUCCGCAAGUUCGCGGCCGACGCCCUGAAGCUGGAGCGGAUGCUGACGGAGCGGAUGUUCAGCGCCGAGAACGGGAAGUAACGCCGGAGCCGCAGCGGCCCAUCGCGCGGGUGACCAGUCCUGCGCCUGGACGGCGGGCGGGUGGGCGGGCA
This is a messenger RNA of Talpa occidentalis (Iberian mole), 1107 nucleotides long. RefSeq names its product transaldolase 1 (gene TALDO1). The coding region runs from base 23 to 1036 and encodes 337 amino acids. The record is from RefSeq and is a predicted model, not a curated record. Lineage: Eukaryota; Metazoa; Chordata; Mammalia; Eulipotyphla; Talpidae. The transcript has 8 exons. Gene Ontology annotation, molecular function: transaldolase activity. Gene Ontology annotation, biological process: pentose-phosphate shunt; carbohydrate metabolic process; pentose-phosphate shunt, non-oxidative branch. Gene Ontology annotation, cellular component: intracellular anatomical structure; cytoplasm.